CGCUUCUGAGCCCGAGUUUUAGUUGUUUGCCUGGGGGGACAUGAGUGAGGCUUGUGUGAGAGGGUUGGUAUAUUGCUGCAGAUGACCUAACUACCUGAUCUCAAUUUAUUGCAUGACAAUCUUGCAGUUUCCCAUUGAGGCCUCCUUGCCUUGGAUUCUCAUCGACUACAUCUUGGAGGGAAAUGAGGUUGGCCACAUAGACAGCGUGCUCAUGCCAUUUGACAUCUACAAUGAUGCUGCUGAGUGUGCCCUCCAUGUUCUCAAACAGCGGUUCCUUUACGAUGAGAUUGAAGCAGAGGCCGAUUUGUGCUUCGAUCAGCUGGUGUUCAAGCUCAGUGAACUUAUCUUCGCCCAGUUCAAGGCCAGAGCAGCUAGCCUUCUACUGGAUAAGAGCUUUCUCGAAAACUCGGAGUAUCGCGAUCAGUUGGUCCCAGUGCUUGUCUGCCGAUUUGAUUCCAUAUUCAACCAGCACCACGUGGAGAUUCUGGGACGGCAAAUGGACCUGGUUGCCCUACUUGCGCAGCGGAUGAACAAGAUUUUCCGAGAGAACCUUGAAAUCAUAAUCGCACGUUUUGAAGCCAGCGAUCUCUGCGCCUCUGUG
This is a messenger RNA of Chara braunii, 601 nucleotides long. Lineage: Eukaryota; Viridiplantae; Streptophyta; Charophyceae; Charales; Characeae. The record is from the annotation of a GenBank genome assembly.